GUGCCCUAUAUUAUUUUCCAACACGCACGUGUGCUGCUGCGUAAACAGAUGAACUCAUGCGGGCUAAGGGUCAGUCAUGAAGAUCAAGCGAUACAAGCAUGCCCGUCGACAUCUGGGAUUCUACAAAAAUGUCUUCAACUUCCGGGAACCACACCUAGUCCUCGUGGACGGAACCUUCACGUGCGUUGCGCUGCGACAUCAGACCAACAUCAAGGAACAGUUGCCCAAGUACCUAGAUGGGGAAGUGCAGCUCCUGUCAACCAGAUGCGCCAUUACUGAGACCGAGUCCCUAGGCAAGGAACUCUACGGUGCGGCCAACAUCUUAAGACGUUACAAGAUGCUGGACUGCCGUCAUCGAGACGUGCCGAUUGCCGCUGCCGACUGCUUCAAGGCUCUGAUUGGUCAGGACAACGGUCAUCAUUAUUACAUCGCAACACAGGACCCAGAACUGACUGAGUUUGCGCACAGCGUGCCCGGAACGCCGCUCCUCUACAUGAACAUGAACGCAAUUAUCCUGGAAAAGCCCUCCCCGACCUCGCUGGAUCACGCCGACAAACUCACCAAACAGAAGAUGAAACCGUCGGAACAUCAGAAGGAAACCUUGAAGAGACUGAAGGGACCCGUGGACAGGGCAGGGGCGGAGAACAGGAGGAAAAGAAAGCGGGCCAAGGAACCCAACCCGCUGUCCAUGAAGAAGAAGAAGAAGAUAAAGACUGUCGAAAAGGUUCGAGAGGAGGGGGAGAGGUCAAAGAAGAGGAGUAGAAGGAGGCGGCAGAGGUCAGAGGUCGUCACAAAUGUCACCGAACGGUCUGGGCAUUCAGAAAGCAGAUGACAGUGGUCUAGUGGAUGAUUUUUUGUAUUUAGUUGUUGACUGCUGUGAUGUGGGAGAUGUGUUUACUUUUACACUUGAGGAUGGAAUAUUAUCCUAUUGCGGUAGAAUCGCGUCAACGCAGCUCGAGAAAUAUUGUCCGAUUACUUGAUACAUGAAUGGACACGGAACGCGCAGAAUCUGAGACAAACGCAAGUUAACGUAUACAGUAAUUCCAAAGGGUUGUCUAAGGGGCGUGGCUAACUCACAAACGGCGAUAGGUCAGUCAUAUUGACAGCAGGCAAAUUUGUAGGUACCGUGCAUUCUUGAGGUUGUAUACAACACGUCCCACAUAACAGCAGUCAACAUUUGUUUCAGUAAGAUUUGAGGCUUUGCAUGGUGGAGAUACUAAAUAAUGAAAGGUUUGCGGAAACACCAUGUG
Messenger RNA from Patiria miniata (bat star), 1250 nucleotides. RefSeq names its product rRNA-processing protein UTP23 homolog. The record is from RefSeq and is a predicted model, not a curated record. Lineage: Eukaryota; Metazoa; Echinodermata; Asteroidea; Valvatida; Asterinidae. The transcript has 4 exons. Gene Ontology annotation, molecular function: small ribosomal subunit rRNA binding. Gene Ontology annotation, cellular component: small-subunit processome; nucleolus. Bases 77 to 832 code for a protein of 251 amino acids.